Molecule: messenger RNA, 1080 nt
Organism: Microthlaspi erraticum
Lineage: Eukaryota; Viridiplantae; Streptophyta; Magnoliopsida; Brassicales; Brassicaceae
Source: the annotation of a GenBank genome assembly
AUGUUUAGAAGAUGCAUACCUGAGGAAGAGGUAGAAGGAAUAUUGUUUGCUUGUCAUAGUUCUAGCUAUGCAGGGCACUUUGCCACUUACAAGACAGUAUCCAAGGUCCUACAAGCUGGAUUUUGGUGGCCAACAAUGUUUAAGGAUGCUCAUGCAUUCAUAUCAAGAUGUGAUGCUUGCCAAAGAAUGGGAAAUAUAAGCAAGAGGAAUGAGAUGCCACAGAACUUUAUACUAGAAGUUGAAGUUUUUGAUGUUUGGGGCAUUGACUUUAUGGGACCCUUCCCAACCUCUUUUGGUGACCAAUACAUUCUAGUGGCAGUUGAUUAUGUCUCCAAAUGGGUGGAAGCCAUUGCCAGCCCUACUAAUGACGCACAAGUGGUCAUCAAGAUGUUUAAAUCCAUCAUUUUUCCAAGGUUUGGAGUGCCUAGGAUAGUCAUAAGUGAUGGAGGUUCACAUUUCAUAAACAGAAUCUUUGCCAACCUUUUGAAGAAGCAUGGAGUCACUCACAAAGUUGCCUCUCCUUACCACCCCCAAACUAGUGGACAAGUUGAGAUCUCAAACAGAGAACUCAAGAGCAUACUUCAGAAGACAACAGGCAAGACAAGAAAGGAUUGGAGUGCCAAACUAGAUGAUGCUCUAUGGGCAUACCGCACUGCCUUCAAAACACCACUUGCUUGGGCUAUUAAGGAGUUGAACUUCAACCUAAAGACAGCAGGAGAAAGAAGAUUGAUUCAGCUGAAUGAGCUUGAUGAGAUUAGGCAUCUGGCUUAUGAGAAUUCAAAGAUCUAUAAGGAGAGAACCAAAGCUUUCCAUGACCGCAAGAUCAUCCCAAAGAACUUUGCGCCAAACGACCAAGUUCUACUAUUCAACUCAAGGUUGAAACUCUUUCCAGGAAAGCUUCGCUCAAGAUGGUCAGGACCAUUCAGGAUUAAAGAAGUUCGCCCCUAUGGAGCAGUGGUACUAUGGGACCCAAUGGGAGGAGACUUUACAGUCAAUGGACAGAGGUUGAAACCUUACCUAGCUUCCACCACCAUACCACAGGAGACCACACUGGCUCUUGGCGAUCCACCAGAUCCUUAA